GCGCGAAUCACGGGCCCCGCCGCGCCUGGGGCCUUGCGCACAAGGAGCAGCGCGAGGGGAGGGGAGGGGAGGGGGGCCUGGCUGAAGUAGCCUCCCUGAGUGGCGUAGGGUCAGCCCCGUAUGAGACACGGUUCCUAGCCCAGCCUCACACUGUCUCCUCCCCCCACAGGUCUGGCAUGAGCCCCCAGCACCAUGGUGAAGUGCUGCUCCGCUGUCGGCUGCGCCUCUCGCUGUCUGCCCAACUCCAAGCUGCGAGGACUGACCUUCCACGUAUUCCCCACCAAUGAGGAGGCCAAAAGAAGGUGGGUGUUGGCCAUGAAAAGGCUUGAUGUGAACUCUGCAGCUAUGUGGGAGCCUAAGAAAGCAGAUGUGUUAUGUUCACGCCAUUUUAAGAAGUCAGACUUUGACACAAGAGGUCCCAACAUCAGGCUCAAACCUGGAGUCAUCCCUUCCAUUUUUGAAUUUCCUUCUCACUUCCAGCUGAGACGAGGGAGAGUUCAUGGCAGACGAAACUCCCCGCUGAAGACACUGCCGGUAACUGUUCAUAACCACCAGCUGGCGGAUUUGGCUUCCAGUACCGGAGAAUUACAUUCCCAGUUUAUCUUGGAGCACAGUUACAGUGUAAUGGACAGCCCAAAGAAACUGAAGUGUAAAUUAGACCAGGUAAUCAGUGAGCUCGAAGAUGCCAAAGAACGGCUGAAGAACACUUUAGACAGGGAGCGACAACGCAGAGAGGCACUGAGAUCUGUUAUCCAGGAGCUGAAGAACAAAUGUCUAAUUAGCCCUGAAACAGCCUGUAAGCUGGAGGUUUAUUGCUGGGAGUGGUGUGAGGCGCGCACCCAGGAGCAGCCUGUCGUCUGAAGUAAUUGCAGCCAGAAUAGCUACAAAGUCGCCUCAGGCUCAACACUCAGAAGUGGGAUGUUUUGGGCUGGACAUCAGCACUCCAUGAACAGGACCGAACAGAUCUCCGGAGUAGCAAGUUCUCUACAACUGGGCAAGAUCCACACUCCUGGGCCUCCACUCCCAUCUGUAACAAAGUGUCUUGGUCUCUGUGGACUUUGUAGCUCGCACUCCUGACCAUGCCCAAAGACAAAAUAUACAUUUAAACGAUUGUUGCAUUUGCAGAGUGAGGCACCUCAAACUUAAGAACCUUAGUGAAGCCCUAAGAGUACAACUCAGGACUAACACUGCAGUAGGGGACUUGGAUUUUGAGUCGGAGAGGGUCUUUUGAGCAGGAUGUGGAGAUAAAUUAACUUUUGCAUGAACUUCCCCUAUUUGCCACGGGUAGAAGAAAGUGCUAUAAGAUGACAAGUGAUCUUGGCGUUAGCUCUGAGUUGAGCUGGGAAUUUACCAGGUAAAAAACAAGGAGUUUCUACAGAAUCAUGACCAUUUUGGACUGGACUUAAAUGACAUUUUCUAAUAGCUGGACAAUUGCUACCCUUGAGUCCAUGUGCAAAGCUCUUGAGAUGGCAUUUGAUAACAUUUAUCUGAAUGGGAUUAUAUGAGGUGGAUAACUGCAAUAAGCAGGGGACAGGACUUGAUGACUCUUGAAAUCCAUUCCAUUUCUCUGUUCCUAUUUCAUAUUCAGCUGUUCUUUUAAGGGUCGAGGUAAAGUUCAUCCCAGAAUGUUUUAAGAUUGUGGACUGAUCAUUUGUUCUUCUCAGUAUCAUGAGUGUAUUAGAUGCAAUGCACCUUCACUAAUUGUGCAGUCAGCACAGAGCAUGUUCCAGAAGGGUUUUCUUGGUCUAGGAUUUGCAUCAAUUUGGAAUGAGUUCAGAGCAUUAUAAACAGGAAAUGGAAGCCCUUUGCCAAGGACGUAGGUGGGAAGGAGGUAGCUAUUCUGGGCACUGUUUGCUCAGAGUGGGAGAAAAUUACAGCAUUUGCUAAACAACAGAUGAACUCAGUUCUCAAGGGCAGGGUGUAGCAUACUUAAUAGGGAAAGCUGCUAAUAACAUUUGCUUAGUCACAUAUCCACAGUGCUUACAAAAUCAGUGUAAAUGUAUUUACAGCAGGCACAGUGUCCUGUAGAGUAAAAUGCACUUAGGGCAACUUUUAUUGUUGUCUCCUGCGGUGAUAAUUCAGAUACACAGAAUCAGGAUCUAGGCUGUUAAAAAUCUUUUGCUCUUUCAGGAAGAGACAAAAAGCACCCUUAUGCUCAUGGUAGGCACAAGGAAGCAAAUGCACUGUGGUGUUUCGUAAAUAUUUUCAAACAUGUUUUUAAUACGAUCUAUUAAUGAUAAUCAGCAGCAGUAAAAAAUGGAAAGAUUUUAUAUGGGGCCAAUUCGGACUUUUUUCUUAUUGCCUCCAUAAUGUGCCCUAGAGUGUUCUAACCAUCCCUGUCUAAGCAUUGACAGUUGACAAAGAUCCUUCAUACAGCUAAAAAGCUGCAUUAGGCUGGGAUCAAAGCUUCUACCCCAGAUAUGGUUGUCAGACCAUUCAUACUAAUCUACUACAGUUCUUGAGGGGGGGUCAACAAACGUGGACAAGGGGGAUUCAGUGGACACAGUAU
Pelodiscus sinensis (Chinese soft-shelled turtle) is the source of this 2509-nucleotide messenger RNA. NCBI's taxonomy places the organism in Eukaryota, Metazoa, Chordata, Testudines, Trionychidae. The record is from RefSeq and is a predicted model, not a curated record.